Molecule: messenger RNA, 1593 nt
Organism: Nannospalax galili (Upper Galilee mountains blind mole rat)
Lineage: Eukaryota; Metazoa; Chordata; Mammalia; Rodentia; Spalacidae
Gene: Dnajb11
Product: DnaJ heat shock protein family (Hsp40) member B11
Exons: 10
Coding region: 143-1219 (358 amino acids)
Biological process (GO): protein maturation; protein folding
Cellular component (GO): endoplasmic reticulum
Molecular function (GO): misfolded protein binding
Source: RefSeq, a predicted model, not a curated record
CGGGGCAUCUCGCCGGGACGAGGCUCCCGGGAAGUGGCAGCAGAGGAGGGUGCGCGCGGGCUGCGUUCGCGGCUCGGCAGGAGACGCCGGCGGGAGGCGGCCGGAAGGCUGAGGAACGAGUGGGAGCCGGCGGCGCAGAACCAUGGCCCCGCAGAACCUGAGCACCUUCUGCCUGUUGCUGCUCUACUUCAUCGGGGCGGUGAUCGCCGGGCGAGAUUUCUAUAAGAUCUUGGGAGUGCCUCGUAGUGCAUCUAUAAAGGAUAUUAAAAAGGCCUACAGGAAACUAGCCCUGCAGCUUCAUCCUGACCGGAAUCCUGAUGAUCCCCAAGCCCAGGAGAAAUUCCAGGAUCUGGGUGCUGCUUAUGAGGUUCUGUCAGAUAGUGACAAAAGGAAACAAUAUGAUACUUACGGUGAGGAAGGAUUGAAAGAUGGUCACCAGAGCUCCCAUGGAGACAUUUUUUCACACUUCUUUGGAGAUUUUGGUUUCAUGUUUGGAGGAACCCCUCGUCAGCAAGACAGAAAUAUUCCAAGAGGAAGUGACAUCAUUGUAGAUCUAGAAGUCACUUUGGAAGAAGUGUAUGCGGGAAAUUUUGUGGAAGUAGUUAGAAACAAGCCUGUAGCCAGGCAGGCUCCGGGCAAGCGGAAAUGCAACUGUCGGCAGGAGAUGCGAACCACACAGCUGGGCCCAGGCCGCUUCCAGAUGACCCAGGAGGUGGUUUGUGACGAGUGCCCUAAUGUCAAACUAGUGAAUGAAGAACGAACACUGGAAGUAGAAAUUGAACCUGGGGUGAGAGACAGCAUGGAGUACCCCUUCAUUGGAGAAGGUGAACCCCAUGUGGAUGGGGAGCCCGGGGAUUUACGGUUCCGAAUUAAAGUUGUCAAGCACCGAACAUUCGAAAGGAGAGGGGAUGAUUUGUACACUAAUGUGACAAUCUCACUAGUUGAGGCUCUGGUUGGCUUUGAAAUGGAUAUCACACACUUGGAUGGUCACAAGGUACAUAUUUCCCGGGAUAAGAUUACCAGGCCAGGAGCCAAGCUAUGGAAGAAAGGGGAAGGGCUUCCCAACUUUGACAACAACAACAUCAAGGGCUCAUUGAUAAUCACUUUUGAUGUGGAUUUUCCAAAAGAACAGUUGGCAGAGGAAGCAAAAGAAGGCAUCAAGCAGCUACUCAAACAAGGCUCAGUGCAGAAGAUAUACAAUGGACUGCAAGGGUAUUAGGCGUGAAUAAAAUUGGACUUGGCUGAAAUAAGUGAAUCGGCGAUAUUUAUUAUUUGCAGGAUUUUUGUGUGUUUUCGUUAUUUUCAAUAUGCAAGUUUAGCUUAAUUUUUUUCUUGAUGAUCAUCAUGACAUGAAUAAGAGGGCUUAAGAAUUUGCCUAUUUACAUUCAGACAAGAAUGACCAGCAAAAGGUUAACUAAUACCUCUCCCUUUGGGGAUACAAUGUCUGGUGCUGACGCCCGAGUUUCAAGGAGUAAAGUCUCUGGAGGACUCCAGGAACAGAAGAAGCCGGAUAAAGGGUGAGAUAACUGUUAGCUGUUUCAUCAAAAUGCCAACUGGAGAAGUUUUAAAUACAUUUUGUUAUUUUCUUCUCGA